AUGACCGAACUUCUCCACCCUCCGCCCCAAAUGACCCCGAAGCGAAAACGCACCGAUCCCCCACCGCUCAGCCCCGCCCGGAGCCGUAUAGCCUCUUCGCCGCGCGCUGACUCCGCCUUUACUUUCCAACUGCCAACGCGAUCGAUUCAGCGGCCUUCCCCUUUUCCCGAUCUGCGCGAGACGGGCGAGCCCGCGGAUUCCCCAGACGCCGCGGAAAGCCCUGCGAGCAGCGGGGUGGUGCGCCAAUUCCGCGGGCUGGCUGUUUUGGACAGCGGUAGCGGCAGAGCCGGGGGUGGGCAAAAUGAUGAUGGAAAUGAGGAUGAUGGACAAGACGACGAUGGCGAAGACAGCGAGGGCGGCGGCAGAAGUGGGGCAAACUGCAAAAUCAACGACGAAUCCAAGGGCGUUGCUCCCUUGCUUGAACAAGGAGACGAGGGUCUAGUCGCGCGAAAACGCCUGAAGCGAGACGACGACAACGGUGACGACGGCGGCAGCGAUAGUCCCGCACCUACCACCAUGAUGAAUAUCGAUCAAGUUACCUCCUCUCAGCAACAACAUCCUUACCUAGCGCCGCGCGCCGCGACGGCAGUUUGGCCCCUGCCUACCGCGUUACCCAACGCAGAACCGUCUCUUCCUAGCAGCGCUUCGACACUUCUUUCCGAGCCUGCCCAGGUCACCGAGUCAGACCCGCCGCCUAUCCAAGACCUCCAGGGCGGCGAAGACGCGGCUGCGGCAACGACGGGGGCGGCGACCUCGACACCGACAAUGAUACCACAAGGCGAGGACGACGAGGACUCCGAGAUCGUAGAGCCCAUCCGGGCCGCGCUCACGUGGCGGGAGGAAGAAAUCACCGUCUACGACCCCGAGGACAAGGACGACGAUGGCGCCGGCAUGGACGGCGUCGGGUUCCAGCCCCCACCGGCGAUAGCGCGUGCCAUUGCCUUGAAAAAGAGGCAGCAGUUGCUCGCGUACAAGAAAAUGGCGCUACGGUUCCGGAUUCUGGGUUAG
Parascedosporium putredinis is the source of this 1008-nucleotide messenger RNA. The record is from the annotation of a GenBank genome assembly. Lineage: Eukaryota; Fungi; Ascomycota; Sordariomycetes; Microascales; Microascaceae.